This is a messenger RNA of Aphis gossypii (cotton aphid), 1103 nucleotides long. RefSeq lists its product as uncharacterized. The transcript has 2 exons. The coding region runs from base 183 to 1103 and encodes 306 amino acids. The record is from RefSeq and is a predicted model, not a curated record. NCBI's taxonomy places the organism in Eukaryota, Metazoa, Arthropoda, Insecta, Hemiptera, Aphididae.
UUUUUUCGAAGUUGAUUUUCGACAACAAGCUAGGAAGAACGUUUUCUUCUUCUAACACAGUCAAAUUCAACGACAUUAUUGAAGCAUUUGACGGAAAGCAGAGGAAGUUCCCUGAAUCCAGAACGCGGUCAAUCUCGACAGCAACAUCGUUCAGAGCGAUAUCGAGAACAUCAACAGGGAAUAUGUUUCAGUACACAAUAAUAUGUAUGUUCUUCCUGAGAACAUGUAGUCCAAUGGAGCCACUGAGUAUCACUGUAUCAUCAGGGGCAUUUUUCAAUGAAAUCAAGGAAGCGAUUACCUACGAUAAGAGCAUCCCUUUAAUAUACACUCAAAAGACAAUAACAGAAGAAUCCAACUUUUCAAAUGACUUAUUGGAAGUAGAAAAAUAUUGUAAAAACAAAAACACAACUUACUGUCAUACUCUAAAACAAUGUUCUUCAUUGUUAAACACUCUUAACUCUAACAUAGACAAAAAUAAAAAAAACAUGGAAAAACUAGAAGAAAUAAGUAACAAUAAAAUCAAAAACUAUAGAACAAGAAGGGGAAUACAAUUCAUUGGGGAUUUUUACAAUUUCUGUUGCAAUAUAGCUACAGAAAAACAAAUAAAACAUUUUUACACUAACGAAGAAAAAUUAAAGGAACAAGCCGAUAGACUUAGAGAUGUUUUCGUAUCAGAUCAUAAAGAUCUAAAUACUAUUACAACCCAACUUAACAACUACACAACAAUAACGGCGGGUAAAUUAGAGAUUCUAAAGAAAAGCUUGGAACAAUUUUACGAAGAAGAAAGGGAUAACGGUUUGUUAGAAAAUGCAAAAAUAGAUAAAGAGAUUAAAGGGAUACAAGAAAUCAUUUUUUAUGUAAUUACAAUGUUAAUAAAAUUCAUAAAUUAUGAAAGGGAAUCAAGUACACACUUACACUGCAAAAUAGGGAAAAUUCCUCCAAGACUCAUUAACGUAAACAUACUAUAUGACGAUUUACGAAAAUUAACAAAAAUAUUAAAAAAGGACGGAUAUGAAUUAGCCAUCUCAACAGACGACAUUUCUUCAUACUACAACAUCCCAAUAACAGAAUGUCAAUUUUCUAAAACAGAGAUUUUAGUAUAA